This is a messenger RNA of Otolemur garnettii (small-eared galago), 1697 nucleotides long. RefSeq names its product purinergic receptor P2X 1 (gene P2RX1). Gene Ontology annotation, molecular function: extracellularly ATP-gated monoatomic cation channel activity; purinergic nucleotide receptor activity; ATP binding. The transcript has 14 exons. Gene Ontology annotation, biological process: response to ATP; monoatomic cation transmembrane transport. NCBI's taxonomy places the organism in Eukaryota, Metazoa, Chordata, Mammalia, Primates, Galagidae. The record is from RefSeq and is a predicted model, not a curated record. Gene Ontology annotation, cellular component: plasma membrane; nuclear inner membrane. Bases 171 to 1370 code for a protein of 399 amino acids.
GGAGGUGGUUUACAAGAACAGGGGUGGGGCUUCUGCCACGAGUCAGGAAGUGUUGGGGAAGCACUGGACAGCAGAACUGGAGCAGCUGGCCUGCAGGCCAUUGCCUUCCAGGGGCCAAGAGCUGCUCUGACCACCCAAAGAUCCUCUCUUCCCACCCAGCUGGACCCACCAUGGCACGGCGGCUCCAGGAGGAGGUGGCCGCCUUCUUCUUCGAGUAUGACACUCCCCGAAUGGUGCUUGUGCGCAACAAGAAGGUGGGCGUUGUCUUCCGACUGAUCCAGCUCGUGGUUCUGGUCUACGUCAUUGGGUGGGUGUUUGUCUAUGAGAAGGGCUACCAGACGUCAAGCGGCCUCAUCAGCAGUGUGUCUGUGAAGCUCAAGGGCCUGGCUGUGACCCAGCUCCCGGGCCUCGGCCCCCAGGUCUGGGAUGUGGCAGACUACGUCUUCCCAGCCCAGGGGGACAGCUCCUUCGUGGUCAUGACCAACUUCAUUAUGACCCCAAAGCAGGUACAAGGCUACUGCGCAGAGCACCCGGAAGGGGGUCUGUGCAGGGAUGACAGUGGCUGCACCCCUGGGAAGGCAGAAAGGAAGGCCCAAGGCAUCCGCACGGGCAAGUGUGUGCCCUUCAAUGACACUGUGAAGACAUGUGAGAUCUUUGGCUGGUGCCCCGUGGAAGUGGAUGACAAUAUUCCACGCCCUGCCCUUCUUCGAGAGGCCGAGAACUUCACUCUCUUCAUUAAGAACAGCAUCAGUUUUCCACGCUUCAAGGUCAACAGGCGCAACCUGGUGGAGGAGGUAGAUGCCGCCUACAUGAAGACCUGCCUCUAUCACAAGACCCUGCACCCACUGUGCCCUGUCUUUAAACUUGGCUACGUGGUGCAAGAGUCAGGCCAGAAUUUUGGCACCUUGGCUGAGAAGGGUGGGGUGGUCGGCAUCACCAUCGACUGGGACUGUGACCUGGAUUGGCAUGUACGACACUGCAAACCUAUCUACGAAUUUCAUGGGCUGUAUGAGGAGAAAAGUCUGUCUCAAGGCUUCAACUUCAGGUUUGCCAGGCACUUCGCAGAGAAUGGGACCAACUACCGUCACCUCUUCAAAGUGUUUGGGAUUCGCUUUGACAUCCUGGUGGAUGGCAAGGCCGGAAAGUUUGAUAUCAUCCCCACAAUGACCACCAUUGGCUCUGGGAUUGGCAUUUUUGGGGUGGCCACAGUUCUCUGUGACCUGCUGCUGCUCCACAUCCUGCCCAAGAGGCACUACUAUAAGCAGAAGAAGUUCAAAUACGCGGAGGACAUGGGACCAGGCGCGGGUGAGCGAGACCCCGCGGCCACUAGCUCCACUCUGGGCCUGCAGGAGAACAUGAAGACAUCCUGACCUUCAGCCCCGGCUCCUGGCCGGACUCAGCGUGAGGCUUCAGGCUGGAGCCCAUCCUGGAGCCCAGGAAGUCUUCAGCCCUCUCAGCCAGGCAGAUAACAGUUUAUUGGCAGUUCAUGGUGGAUGGACCCUAGGAGAGAUCUGUGCAAUUCUGGGCUCUGACUUCAGCCACACUCCAGGGGAUCCCCCAGGCUCAGCCGCUUCUGGUUGGGAAGGGUCCCACACACACCUGUACCCUGGCUUUGUGCUUCUCUUUGGGCCCUCAUUAUCCAUCCACUGCCUCAGUUUCCCAAUCUAUGCUCUCCAAUGUGGCAGCCACUAGCCACA